Messenger RNA from Biomphalaria glabrata, 6554 nucleotides. RefSeq lists its product as uncharacterized. Bases 145 to 5700 code for a protein of 1851 amino acids. The record is from RefSeq and is a predicted model, not a curated record. Lineage: Eukaryota; Metazoa; Mollusca; Gastropoda; Planorbidae. Gene Ontology annotation, molecular function: protein binding. The transcript has 3 exons.
AUUGGAAGCAGCGUGGACACUGACCCUUCAUUCGUCAUAGGUCGUUGUUGGCUGUGUUACCAAUAUUACCUUAAAGGCUUUUUUUUUUUAUUUCAUGUAUAUGGAAGCGGACUCUUGAGUUGAUCGUCUGAUGUUGAUGAAAACAUGGCGGGUCUGCCUAAUGACUUCUUCCUGUUCAAAACAAUAGCCUCUGGAAGCUCGUCCAAACUGGUCAAACUUGUCAGACUUUGUGAUCGUAAAACUGCGCCUUUCUCAAGCCACGCCCUGAACUGGGCUGUUAUUGAAGCUUGUAAAAUAGGCCACGUCUAUUUGCUCAAGUACCUCCUCCAAGAUGGCAGCCGACUGGAACUUAGAGACGAUGACGGCAACACUCCUUUAAUGAUUUGCUCCAGGAAAGGUUACCCAGAGAUGGUAAACAUGCUCUUGAAGCUGGGCGCAGACGUCAAUGCUAAAAAUAACCACGGCGAUACUGCACUUAUGCUGGCUAGGUCGAGGGAGGCAAUUGAGUGUUUGCUAAAGGACAAGCGUAUACGACUUGAUGAGCAGGACUCGAAUGGGAACACUGCAUUAAUGUCAGCCAUCCAGAAAUCUCAUCUCAUGAAGGUCGGGUUGCUGAUCGGUGCUGGUGCUGACCCAAACAGGAAAGUUACACUUGUCAACAAAUCCAAUCAAAGUGCUUUCGACGUGGCAGAACUAUUGGGAUGGAAACAACUGCUGGAGUUGCUGUGUAGUGCCAAAGAGGUGAACUCAAAUCCUCUGCUGUUUGCCGCGGUGGAAAACGACUUUGAGACCUGCAUCAAGCUGCUGAAGUAUAAUUUUUUGAACAGAAGGGAAAUUCUAAGCAUUCGUCCUGACAUCCUCUGCUGUGUUCUAAAGCAAAUUCAGUACAGGGAGACUGUUCUCUCAACUGAUAUUGAGUUGGUUCGCCAGCUAUGCAAGCUGGGCAUAAAUGUCAACAGAUGUCAGUGCUGCGCUGAGUCACGCAUGGAGCUUGUGCUGAACAUCGGAAGCUGCGCACUGGCUGAAGUUCUUUGUGAUCACGGCGCUCAGGUCACCCACAACGAUCUGGUGUCCGCGGUGAAUUGUCAACAGAUCAAAAUGAUUCCGCUUCUGGUUAAGUACGGGGCUCCGGUGAAUAAUUACGACUUUCUAGGCCGCGUGGCUUACAAAGGUUCGGCUCUAGAUACAGCGUUGGAAAAAUCUUUAACGAGUGCAGCCAGCGUCCUACUUGAGCACGGCGCUAAGUUGGACUCUGAGUACGCUUUGAUUCAAGCCUUGCUGAACGACGACAAGAAGAUCAUCACAUUUCUUUUGAAGAAGUGUGAUGAUGCGAUAAAGGCCGUGGUUGAAAAACCAGAAAUCUUCAUCCAAGCCGUGAAGCUGGGCGACAUUCACAAAAUCCAACUUCUAUUAGACGCAGGGGUUGACAUCGACCGAGUUUACGACAGUAAGACGCCCCUGAUGAGGGCUGUUCACACCGAGGUCAUAAACUACUUGUUAGACAAGGGGGCUAAUGUGAAUUUUAAAACGAACACCACACCUCUGAUCAACGCGGUGUCCUUGGAGUAUUACUAUGAGAUCGUGGCAACAUUUCACUGGAAGCUGAAGCAGAAAGAGAUCGAGGACAAAGUACUGCAAGUCAUUGACGCUCUUCUGAGUAAGGGAGCCAAUCUGGAAGACACGGAUGUCAACGGAUGCACGGCUUUGAUAGCAUCCGUGAACAGCAAGUUUAACGUCGAGAUUCCAAAAUAUUUGCUUGAGAAGGGAGCCGAUGUGAACCGAAGUAACGUCGAUGGUUUGACAGCGUUGCACAUGGCUGCGGAGUACGAAAAGGCGUCUUGCGUGGAGGUUCUGCUGAAACACGGCGCAGUUGUGAACCUGAAAAGCCUAGCUGGGUUCACGCCGCUGCACAAUGCUGUCUUGAAUGUGGACAUUGUCAAAAUGCUCCUGGACAAACAUGCAGAUGUCAACGUGAAGGACAACUCGGGGAACACGCCACUGUCGCUGGUUUCAAAGUAUUGGGGAGACAUGGUCGAUGUUGUAAAGCUUCUGAUCGCCGCUGGCUCUGACGUCAACCACAGAAACGAUGCUGGCAUGUCUCCUUUGUGGCUGGCUGCCGAUUCCCUAAACACCAACUGCCUGUCAUAUUUAAUCUAUACAAAUGCUGAUUUAGGUCACGAUGACCGCCUGCAAAAGUCAGCGCUGUCUAUAACGUUUGAUAAAUGGUACCCCAGUGAAGAAACUCAGCGAACGGCGACGAUCCUCAUGGAUUUUGAGGCCAGUGCAGAAUUUGUCAGACCAGACAUCAUUCAUCGGCUCAUCGCUGCUGGAAAUGACGGCACUUUGGUUCAGAAACUCAUUAUGUCAGGCAUUAGUCCGACAGACAUUGUUCUACAGAAAACAAUAUUUAGCUGGCCAGAGACUUCAAUUUCACCACUCGCUGUUUCCUUGAUCUUAGACAGUGUUGAGUUCGCGCAUUAUUUUAUAGAAAAUUGGUUUUUGACCAAAUCGGACGUCAAACUGUUAUCUAACAACAUGGACAUCUUAGGUAAUUUGGCCCUACGUGAGUGUAAAGCACUGCCAUAUUUGGAGGAGGUCUCCCGCCAGCCAAUGAGGUUGGAGCUUUUGAGUUUUAUUGCCGUCUCGUCUGCUAUAGGCUCAGACCGAGACAGACGUCAAAGGGUACAUAACUCUAAACUUCCUGUGCUGAUGCAGGAACAACUUUUGUUCUCCAAGGUAGAGGAGAAAGCCCUCAAAGCAGUGUCCGGGGAGGGGAACUUUUUUCUGUAUCAGCUCACGAGACACCAAACCGAACAGGAGGAGAAAUGCUCGUCUUUUUAUGAGAUGGACGAGGAUUUUGGUGAGAUGAUGUCCAGGUGGGAGCCGUCUUUCGUUAACCUCGACUACGCAGCCGUAGAAGCUUUGGCAUCCAUUAUGGAUAUUAACAUGGCUGAAACUAAGGACCAAGUUCAGGUCGAUGACUCCAUCUUGUUUAAAACAAUAGCUUCCGGUUGUUUUUCAGAGAUCCACGAACUUUUAAGACUGUGUGAUCACAAAACUCUUAAUUUCUCUAGCCACGCUUGUAAUAUUGGCCACGCUCAUUUACUCCAGUUCCUCCACCAAGAUGGCGCCCGACUGGAACUCAGAGACGACAACGGAAACACUCCUCUUUUGAUUUGCUCCAAGGAAAAUUUUCCAGGCAUUGUGGGUCAACUCUUGAGCAUGGGCGCUGACGUCAAUGCUAAAAAUAACCUCGGAGAUACUGCGCUUAUGCUUGCUACGUCAAGGGAAGUAAUUGAGUUACUACUAGAAGACAGACGCUUGCAUUUAGAUGAACAAAACUCGACUGGGAACACAGCUUUAAUGUCAGCCAUCGAGACAUCUCAUCUCCAGAAGGUCAAAUUGCUGAUCAAUGCUGGGGCUGACCCAAAAAGGAAUGCCUCUCUUGUCAAUAGUUCAAACGAAAGUGCUUUCGAUGUGGCCAAAAGAAGGGGAUUCGGUAAACUGUUAGAGUGGCUGUAUCGCGCCAAAGAGAGCAAUUCUAAUCCUUUGCAGUUGGCUGUUGGAGAAAAUGACUUCGAGUCGUGUGCCACAUUGCUGCGGUUUAACUUAUGCAAUAAGGAGGAAAGUCUAAGUCUUCGGCCUGACAUGCUCUGUUACGUUCUUAAACAGAUUCAGCAAAGGGAAACUACUCUAAGAUCUGAUGUUGAUUUUGUUUUAGAGUUAUGCAGGCUGGGCAUGGAUGUCAAUAGAUGUCAGUGCUGCACGAAGUCACGUAUGGAGCUUGUGCUGAACAUCGGAAGCUGCGAACUGGCUGAAAUUCUUUGUGCUCAUGGCGCUGAGGUCACCCACGACGACUUGGUAUCCGCUGUUAAGGCACAACACAUCGAAAUGAUUCCACUUCUGAUAAAGCACGGGGCAGGGGUGAAGAAGUACGAAAGCCCCAGGGAUUUCGUUUACAAAGGUUCAGCACUUGAUGUAGCAUUGGAGAACUCUCUUACGAAUGUUGCGAGCAUCCUUCUGAACCAUCGUGCGGCGCUCCACCCUGAGUACGCUGUCACCCAAGCCUUGCUGAGCAACAACAUUAAGGUGCUCAACUUUCUCUUGACGGAGUGCGCUGAAGCGACCAAGUCCGUGGUUAAAAACCCAGAAACGUUUAUUCGAGCUGUGAAGUCGGGAAACCUUCAGAAUAUCCAGCUACUGUUGGACAAAAAGGUUGACAUCAACCGGGUCCACCUCAGUAGGACUCCUCUCAUGAACGCAAUCCACACUAAGGUCAUAAACUAUUUAAUACGCAAAGGAGCUUCUGUGAAUUUGAAAACGAGUACAACAGCGUUGAUCAACGUAUUCUCCAGUAAAUACUGCUUUGACGUUUAUUCCGCCUUCCAUAAAAGCUGCAAGAUGAGGGAGCAACAAAUAUUGCGUGUGAUAAAAACGUUACUAAAGAACGGAGCCACCUUGGAUGACAAGGAUGAGCUCGGGUCUACAGCACUGAUUGCAUCCGUUUGCAGUAACCUUAGCGUAAAGGUUCUCAAAUAUUUGCUUUAUAAGGGCGCCAAUGUCAACCAAAGAAAUAACGAUGGCCACUCGGCACUACACCGUGCAGCGGCGAAUUCCAAACGCGAGUUCGUGGAGGUUCUCUUAAAACACGGUGCUCAUGUCAACGUGAAAAAUUUUGGGGGGCGAACCCCUCUACACCUGGCUGUGGGAAACUUGCAGAUUGUUAAGUUGUUACUGAAGAAACAAGCGAAUUUCAACGCCGAGGAUGACUCGGGAAACACUCCGCUGUCACUCGCCGCAGAACGUAGAGGAGACAAUGAUGAUGUUGUGGAUCUUCUGAUUUCAAAUGGCUCCAAUGUCAACCACCGAAACAAUAUUGGCAUGACGCCAUUGUGGCUGGCAGCACGUAAACUCAACACAAAAUGCGUGUCCCUGUUCAUGGAUUCCAAUGCUGUAGACUGUGACCACCAGCAACAAACGUCUGCCCUUUCCUUAGUGCUCAACAAAUGGUUCCCAGGUGAGCAGUCCCAGAGAACAGCUACCUUACUGAUAAAGCGUAGGGCUAGUACAGACUUUGUCAGACGAGACAUCAUUCAUCGACUCAUCGCCGCUGGCAAUGAUGGCAUCCUGGUUCAGGAACUAAUUAAAACAGGCUUUUGUCCAACAUUAGUGGAUCUAAAGACCACAAUCUUAGGCUGGCCUGAGACUUCAGUAUCGCCACUCGCCGUUGCCCUGAUGCUUGACAGCCUUGACUUUACUCGAUAUUUUAUCGAGAAUGGGUAUCUAACGAAAGCAGACGUCAGACUUGUCUCCAGAAGCGAAACCAUUUUAAAUUACUUGGAAGAACGUAAUGCUAAAACUCUUCCGUAUCUGAACGAAGUUUCCCGACAGCCAAUGAAGUUGGAACAAUUGUGCCUUAUUACUGUCUCGUCAGCUUUCGGUUCCGACCGUGGCAGACGUGAAAGGAUUCUUAAAUCCGAACUCUCAGUUCCACUGCAGGAGAAGCUCUUAUUUGAGAACCUUGAGCGCAAGGUUCUUGAACCAGUGAGAGAAGGUUCCAGAUUUCUCCAACAGAUGACAAAACACCAGGUCGGGAAGGAGGAGAGGUGGUCGGCGUUUUAUGAGCUGGAUGAUGAUUUCUUUGAGAGGACGUCAUCCUCGGAGUCGUCGUCUGCUAGCGACGGUAACGAGGAUUUGUAAUCGAUUCUUGAUAUUUCAUAUCUGAAUGAGUAGACGUUAUAUGUUUUUACUGUGACCCAUCAGACUCUGUUAAUGUAUUUUAUCAGUACUUGUACGUUAUUCAAAUCUGGCGCAACGAGGAUUAAGACAAAAAAAAAAAAGAGGGCUGCUUGUGUACAUGAAAUGUGAAGACGUUACAAACAUUGAAAGCAGUCUUGGGGGGAUUAAUCUCUUGCAUACUAGUUCACUGUCGCCGCCUAUGUCGCCUUUAAAGGCCACAACCAUCAGGUCACAGUCCGUGUCGCUUUUGAUUGCCCUAAGAACAUUUACUUUCUCAAACCACCAGGAAUGUCUUCCACUGUCAGGAGCGACACCUUGCUGACCAGACAACCCACAUAGAAAACCUAAGCUGCUUCUCGCCUGCUGACCUGUCCACUGGCGAUGAUCCCUUCUAUAACUCUUGGUGGAACUAAGCUCUAGAUCUGUUUCUCAUGAUUUUAUUUUAUCUUUGGUGGAAACAUAGACAUAAAUAAAUAUAGACUGGCCGAUAAUAGAGUUUUAUGAAACGAAAAUUUGUGACUUGCAUUUCUGUGUACUUUAUUUAUGUCUAGGAGUUUUGUUUCAUCCCUAAGACUGAAGAUCAUGCAAUUUUUCAAAAUUCGGAAAUCCGAAUACAAUAGAUAUACAUGUUUUCAAGUUACAUGAAGUUAUUUCCUUUUUCCAGUCUAUAUUUAUUUAUGUCUAUGGGUGGAAAUCAACUGGGUCUUCCAGUUCAUCUAAACAAUAUGUCCAUCUCCAGAGUUGAAUAGUGUGUUGGUGCGCACCAUAAGCAGCGGCGCAGAAUUGACCUAUUAAAAUAUUUUCAUAUUUUUCAA